Manihot esculenta (cassava) is the source of this 1016-nucleotide messenger RNA. Its product is annotated as adenylylsulfatase HINT3. Gene Ontology annotation, biological process: sulfur compound metabolic process; purine ribonucleotide metabolic process. The transcript has 7 exons. Bases 190 to 687 code for a protein of 165 amino acids. Gene Ontology annotation, molecular function: adenylylsulfatase activity. The record is from RefSeq and is a predicted model, not a curated record. Lineage: Eukaryota; Viridiplantae; Streptophyta; Magnoliopsida; Malpighiales; Euphorbiaceae.
GACUCGGAGACAGCCACACCACACGAAACAAAACCAACAGGAUAAGCAAACCAACCACCGGAAGCUAACCUCUCUCCUUAAAAACAAUCUUACCAUUUGUCUUUCACUCUCUCUGCAAUUAAUUUUCUUAUGGCGUCGCACUUCCCGACUCUUCCGUUUCUUCACCACCAUCUCCCCGAUUUCGCCUGAAUGGAGACACGGAGGCUCACCAUUCUCUGCUCCCAUCUCCGCCCCAUACCUCUGCCUGCCACACCUUUAUCUCCUUCUAAUUGCCUUUCUGAUGACAAGGGGAUUCUGCAAAAUGACUGCGUUUUCUGCAAGAUUAUUCGCGGAGAGUCCCCGGCUUUUAAGCUUUAUGAAGAUGAUACGUGCCUGUGUAUUUUGGAUACAAAUCCGUUGAGUUAUGGGCACUCUCUUAUUAUCCCAAAAUCUCAUUUCUCUUCCUUGGAAGCCACUCCUCCAUCUGUGGUCGCAGCUAUGUGUUCAAAGGUACCUUUUAUUGGCAAUGCAAUCAUGAAAGCCACUGGUUCUGAUUCUUUCAAUUUGUUGGUUAAUAAUGGUGCAGCUGCUGGCCAAGUAAUAUUUCAUCAGAGUAAAAUGGACAUUUAUGCUAAUUUUUCCAUGGAAAUUCUAGACGCACAUCCAUAUAAUCCCUCGAAAGGCGCGAGAUUGCUUAUGGACCACUGAGAGUUUGCAGAGGCAUCCCUUGGAUUUGGACCAAAGAGCAUCUCAACUUGUUAACCGUGUUCGAGAACAAUUAUCAAGCAAUUCUGAAAAUGGCAAGGAUCAAGAAUCUAGUCUCCCUAGAAAUUAAAAGGUCUAUAGAUAUUUUCUGCGUUAUUUUGUGCAUACAGUGUGAGCAUGUACCAUAAUGUGUAUAGACCCAUUCUUUUGAGUAGGUACCUUGCAGACAUAUACAUUGGUUUGUUGUACUCUAAGUGGGAAGUAAUUUGAUCUAGCACUAAAAGUACUUGUAUUUAAACAUUACAAGAAAUGACACCAUAAACUUCUUAGCA